UUGCGGCCGCCAUGGACCCUCUGCGGGCUCAGCAGCUGGCGGCGGAGCUGGAGGUUGACAUGAUGGCCGACAUGUACAACCGGAUGACGCAGGCAUGCCACCGCAAGUGCGUCCCCCCCCACUACAAGGAGGCGGAGCUGUCGAAGGGGGAGAGCAUCUGCCUGGACCGCUGCGUGGCCAAGUACCUGGAGGUGCACGAGCGCAUGGGCAAGAAGCUGACGGAACUCUCGCUGCAGGACGAGGAGCUGCUCAAGCGCAUGCAGCAGAGCACAGGCACAGCCUGAGCCCCCUGCCAUGGCCUGAGUCCCUUGUCCACAUGCCCCCCAAUAAACUGGAGGC
This is a messenger RNA of Indicator indicator, 339 nucleotides long. RefSeq names its product translocase of inner mitochondrial membrane 10 (gene TIMM10). Lineage: Eukaryota; Metazoa; Chordata; Aves; Piciformes; Indicatoridae. Bases 12 to 284 code for a protein of 90 amino acids. The transcript has 2 exons. Gene Ontology annotation, cellular component: mitochondrial inner membrane. Gene Ontology annotation, biological process: protein insertion into mitochondrial inner membrane. The record is from RefSeq and is a predicted model, not a curated record.